This is a messenger RNA of Paramuricea clavata, 1016 nucleotides long. Lineage: Eukaryota; Metazoa; Cnidaria; Anthozoa; Malacalcyonacea; Plexauridae. The record is from the annotation of a GenBank genome assembly.
AUGUCUGCAGUAAUAGUAAGUGUAGUUAAGCUUACCUUUGGUCUGUUGUCAAAGAAAGUUUGUUCCUACUGUGCUCAAAGACUGCAAAAUGGUGGGCUUGCUAACAAUGAAUUUAGAAAGCUAAUUGUCAGUGAACUUGAUGAUAUCAAGUGUAGACUGGAUGCUCUUGGUCUCACAGAACUUGAUAAUGGGAUCAGCUGCUUAAACCAAGGUGUAGAGCGUCUAAAUUUGUCUUUUAGUGAUUCAGUAGAUGGUACUGGCCAAUCGCAAUUGGCAAACGCUUUUCAGAAACAAUCAGAAGUUUCGUUGACAUCGAUGGGGACAUCUAGUGAAGCUAUGCCAGAUAUUGAAGAAGUACUUGCACUUGCUCACGUCGUCGGUACGCUGAAGAGUAUUCCGAACAAACGAUAUGAGUUGGCCGAGGAAUCUUUUAAAAAUGCCGCAAGAGAUGCGGGCAAGGCAUUCCACAAUCGCUCACUAAGCAUAGAAGCGAGAAUUCUUGCAUGUCAAGUCCGUAUCGCAAGCGGAAUACUUCAACAUUUGGCCGAUCCUGAUUUAGCAGCCUGUGACUGUCUGCAAUAUUUGAAAGAAUUGCAUAAGAUUCCAGAAAUAUUCGAGAUCUUUGAUGUAUACGCUAACGGAGGAUUUAAAUCGAUUUUUAGUAGAGAAAGACGCGCUGAAAUCGUAGAAUCCGUCAUUACGAUCAAUUUGUCUCUGCUUGAUUUUAUCACCACAUUUGCAACCACCGAAAAACCAUUAAGUAUUUUCAAAUGGCCACUGAUAGAAUGUGACGCGAAUGUCUAUCAUCCAAUUUAUUAUGAAGUCACUACUAUGAAGAAUGAGCUAACAAGCAUAACACCGCCCUGGUGCAUUAAAGUUCGUGACAUGCUUCAAUUUAGAAGUCUUUCUGCUGUAAACAGUAAAGGAGAUAUAAUACUUUGUCCUGACCCUACUAAGUGUUUCCUUGCAAAAUUCGACAGGGAAACGGGCAAGUUAGAGCAAUUUAAUAUUCCUGC